AUGAGUGCCGCUCCCGAAACCCAGAAGCCAACCAACAUCACUGGUGAGGGAAAAUCAAGUGAGCAGGAGACGACCCCUCUCAGCAAGCAAUAUGACACCCCUCUCGGACUUGCCCACACAACCAUGCAGGAGCUCAAAGACCGUAUCAAGCUUCACUACGACCUAGCAAGCGACUACUACUUGAACCUCUGGGGCGAACACAUCCACCACGGAUACUGGCCCCCCUCCUCCCCCGACCUCCCAAAAGAAGAAGCCCAAAUCAACCUCAUCCGCCUCCUCCUAGAAACCUCACAAAUCCACACCUCCCCCGCCCCAACCUCACCACCCCUCAAGAUACUCGACGUAGGCUGCGGAAUAGGCGGCACCUCCCGCUUCCUCGCCCGCGAGCUAGCCGCCCACGUGACGGGCAUCACCAUCUCCAGCAAGCAGGUCCAAAGCGCCAAAAAGCUCUCCGAUAGCAGCAGCAAGCAGUACCCAGACGGGGAGUACAUCCCCCUCGGCCCCGGAAAAGUCCGCUUCAUCGAGCUCGACGCCGAAACCCUCGGGAGCUACUUCACCGGCCCGGACGACAAGUUCGACAUUGUCUGGAUCUCAGAAGCGCUCUCUCACUUCCCCAAGAAGGAUCUCUUUUUCAGGAAUGCGUUUGAUGUGUUGAAACCAGGCGGGAAACUGGUGCUGGCGGAUUGGUUCAAGGAUGAGGGCUUGACGCAGGAGCAGUUUGAUGCGGAUAUUAAGCCGAUUGAGGAUGGGAUGCUGCUGCCGCCAAUGUGCACGGUGAAUGGAUAUGUGCAGUUUGCGAAGGAGGUCGGGCUGGAGUUUGUGGGGGGACCGAAGGAUAUCAGUCAGGAGGUGAAGAAGACAUGGGAUAUUUCUUGGUCGUUGAUCCAGAACCCGUCCUUGUGGGCGUUUGCUUUCAGCCAAGGCAGAGAUGGCAUUGCCUUUUUGCAAGCAUUCCGUGCCAUGAGGCGAGGGUAUGCCAAUGGCAGCUUCCGGUAUGCUGUCAUGGGGUUCGCGAAACCAUGA
Podospora anserina S mat+ is the source of this 1023-nucleotide messenger RNA. RefSeq lists its product as uncharacterized. Lineage: Eukaryota; Fungi; Ascomycota; Sordariomycetes; Sordariales; Podosporaceae. The record is from RefSeq and is a predicted model, not a curated record. The coding region runs from base 1 to 1023 and encodes 340 amino acids. Gene Ontology annotation, molecular function: S-adenosylmethionine-dependent methyltransferase activity. The transcript has 3 exons. Gene Ontology annotation, biological process: methylation.